This is a messenger RNA of Megalobrama amblycephala (Wuchang bream), 2279 nucleotides long. RefSeq lists its product as uncharacterized. Gene Ontology annotation, molecular function: proton transmembrane transporter activity. Bases 235 to 2010 code for a protein of 591 amino acids. Gene Ontology annotation, biological process: signal transduction; proton motive force-driven ATP synthesis. Gene Ontology annotation, cellular component: membrane. NCBI's taxonomy places the organism in Eukaryota, Metazoa, Chordata, Actinopteri, Cypriniformes, Xenocyprididae. The record is from RefSeq and is a predicted model, not a curated record. The transcript has 8 exons.
CGAAUAAACAGUUUCAUUACCAAUAAUACUCCUGUGUUAUUCAAAAUAUAGUUAUUAGUAUUCUGUUUUGCUUAACAUACAUAGUUAGAUUAAAAAACAACACCUCUUUUGCACUUGACGUUAUAUAUAAUAAUAUUAUUGCGAUUUUUGAGUUAGCUGCUGUCGUUUGUGGAGAUUCCUUAAGCUGGAGCUUUGAUUUGAAUUUGUGUCACAGUCAGGGUUUCUGCAGUAAAGAUGGCAGCCUCUCUGCUUAGGGUAGGACGGCUCGGAUCUCUCAGGUGUCUGCAGACUGAGGGCUGGAGUCAUGUCAGAAGAGCUCCUGCUGUAACUCUUAGCUCAAAAUCUGGGGACGGAAAGAAGUCCAAAAAGUCAUAUAAAGAAAAAUCGGCACCAAAAACGUACUUCGAUAUAGAAAAACUUGUCCAGCACAGAUCAUAUGUGGAAUUCCCCAAGAAGGAAGUUGCAGCUUCAGUUGCUGCUGCCUCUACAGAAGCUGCAUCUACUGCUGCCGUUGCACCUGCAGCUGAAGCCUCUGCAGUUGACACCGCUGCCUCUGCAGCUGAAACUGUUGCACCUGUAGUUGAAGCCGCUGCCUCCGUAGCUGAAACUGUUGCCCCUAUAGCUGAAGUUGUUGCACCUGCUGAAGCCGCUGUCCCUGUAGUUGAAGCCGCUGCCCCUGCAGCUGAAGUUGUUGCACCUGCUGAAGCCACUGCCCCUGUAGUUGAAGCCACUGCCCCUGUAGUUGAAGCCGCUGCCCCUGCAGUUGAAGCCGUUGCCCCUGUAGUUGAAGCCGCUGCAGCUGAAGUUGUUGCAUCUGCUGAAGCCGCUACCCCUGCAGUUGAAGCUGCUGCCCCUGUAGUUGAAGCCGCUGCCCCUGCAGCUGAAGCCGUUGCACCUGCUGAAGCCGCUGCCCCUGCAGUUGAAGACGCUGCCCCUGUAGUUGUAGACGCUGCCCCUGCAGUUGAAGCCGCUGCCCCUGUAGUUGAAGACGCUCCCCCUGUAGUUGUAGACGCUGCCCCUGUAGUUGAAGACGCUGCCCCUGCAGUUGAAGAUGCUGCUCCUGCAGUUGAAGCCGCUGCCCCUGUAGUUGAAGACGCUGCCCCUGUAGUUGAAGACGCUGCCCCUGUAGUUGAAGACGCUGCCCCUGCAGUUGAAGACGCUGCUCCUGCAGUUGAAGCCGCUGCCCCUGUAGUUGAAGCCGCUGCCCCUGUAGUUGAAGCCGCUGCCCCUGUAGUUGAAGCCGCUGCCCCUGCAGUUGAAGACGCUGCUCCUGCAGUUGAAGCCGCUGCCCCUGCAGUUGAAGACGCUGCUCCUGUAGUUGAAGAUGCUGCUCCUGUAGUUGAAGAUGCUGCUCCUGUAGUUGAAGCCGCUGCCCCUGUAGUUGAAGCCGCUGCCCCUGUAGUUGAAGCCGCUGCCCCUGUAGUUGAAAACGCUGCUCCUGUAGUUGAAGACGCUGCCCCUGCAGUUGAAGCUGUCGCCCCUGCAACUGAAACCGUUGCACCUGCUGAAGAUGCUGCUCUUGCAGCUGAAACCACUGCUUCUACAGUUGAAGCUGCUGCCCCUGCAGCUGAAGCUCCUGCUGCACCAGUACCUGAAGCCGCACCCACAGAAGAAGCCCCUGCCCAAGAAGCAAUUGCUGCAGUUGUAGAAACAGUCAAUGAAGUAGUUGCAGAAGCUGCCCCUAUUGAGCCAGUUGCAGAGGCAGCUCCUGCUGAAGAGCUGGUAGAUUCUGCCCCUGUGAUCACAGAUGCUACUGAAGUUCCAGCAGAAGUUGUGGAGACGCCUGAGGCUGGAUUGGACCCCAUUCAGAAACUUUUCCUAGAUUCAAUUCGCGCAUACUCCACAAAAAGCGGUGCCGCUGGUGGUCUAGUUGAUGCCGGUCCAGAGUAUCACAAGGCUCUUGCUGAGGAAAUAGCCAAACUGCAGCGUUUGUACGGUGGUGGUGAUCUGACUUCCUUCCCAGAAUUCAAAUUCCCAGAGCCUAAAUUUGAUGAAGUGUCCUCCAAGUAAACGUCUGUUUUCCUCUCCUGUGCCUCAGCCCAAUUUUGUGAAAGAGGUCUUUAAAUGACUUGUCUUUCAUCUGUGAAAGUGAACAUUUUGUGAGAUUUUUUAAUUCUGUCAGACUCUAAAUACUAAAUGUAUUGUACCAUAUGUACUGUAACGCACAUAUGGAAGAGAACAUUGCUUAGCUGUGAAAUAAAUGCUUGUUGCUUUCCAUAGUGUUUGUCAGUGAGUUUAAGUAUUUGGGGAAAGAGCUGAAUAAACUGAGCCAACACAUA